UGACCUAGACAUUGAAAAAAAAUGUUCUGUAGGUUGGUGCUGUGCAGAAUCCCGGUACGUAGUAUUGACGCGUGUGACACGAGUUGUUUGUUGCUGAGAUGGCGGUGAAUCUCCUCCCCCACCCUUAUGGAAGGUCUCGCAUUGAUUAGCCCUGAUAGGAAGAAACGCCACCGACACGUUGUGAAGCUACACCACCAGGUGGGGUUGUUCUGUGUGAGUCAUCGUUACUCGGCGGAGUCAACAGACUAUCUAUGUGCACAUCCGCCUUACAACAUCGUCCCGUGGUCACAAUAGGCGAUGCGCAAGUAUUUUCGACACAUUUGUAAUCGACGGACGACAUCCCAUCCUUGUCUGAACCAUCGCAUAGUUCAUGGACCGAGCAGCGCUGGCGGUCCACCUUUUCCUGCAGCGUUCACGGGGACAACAUGAGGAGGGAGAGAAGACCACAUCCGGGCGAAUGUUGACUCUCUUGAAGCUGGCAGGGAAGAGCCCUCCCGGGGAGAUGGGGGAGACGAGGAAAAAUACUCGGAGGUGGCAGCCGAGAGACGACACCGGAUGGCGAGGAGGAAACUCGCACAGGAGACGGGGGCCGAGAGUCAAGCAUCCGAGAGGGAGUUAUAUCCUCCUGAGGAAGCUGGCAGAGAGAUGGGGGCGCCCGCGGGGGCAGGGGGGGUGGCGAGGAGGAAACUCGCACAGGAGACGGGGGCCGAGAGUCAAGCAUCCGAGAGGGAGUUAUAUCCUCCUGAGGAAGCUGGCAGAGAGAUGGGGGCGCCCGCGGGGGCAGGGGGGGUGGCGAGGAGGAAACACCUGACGAAACUGGCCGAGACGACACUGCCCGACGAGGAGGAUAGGCGGGAGUCAGGGUCGGGUUACGGUGAGGGGAAGGCGGUUGGGCUGUGUUGGGUUUUUCGUGCGGUAGGAACAGUCGUAUACCUCAUAACCCCCCAGGAAGAAAUAACGAAAAAAAAUACGUGUGCCGUGACAACACCGUCCAUUGGAUACCCCGGCCGUUGGAGGAAGGACGCGUUGAAUACGAAUCCACUGCUGCGCCGGUAUGUGUGAAUCGUAGAUACACUGGUAUGAGGACACAGGCUACCGUCAGAGACAGCAGCCGGUGCCGUUGCAGUGUUGCCCUACUGCCAAGGGCGGCUAUUUCUUUUCGUGAGCUGUAACGAGGGGAGAGAUAGAAAGAGUGACUAGCAGAGGGCAGAGGAAGGAGAGUCGAGGACUCUCCGCCUCCACUCUCAGCAGGUGGUCAAAGACGAUGGAAGAGACAGAUCUCAACGAUGUGUGACUUGUCACUCUCCACAUGGCAAGUUACCCCGAUGGAUCGUAUCCUCCUACUUUGUGUGUGCACGAAUGGUUGGUUGGUUAUGCUUCCGAUAGCUGUCCUCCACAUGACCCCCCCCUCAAUGCGCCACAAGUCC
This is a messenger RNA of Ectocarpus sp. CCAP 1310/34, 1427 nucleotides long. The record is from the annotation of a GenBank genome assembly. NCBI's taxonomy places the organism in Eukaryota, Phaeophyceae, Ectocarpales, Ectocarpaceae.